Cyanidioschyzon merolae strain 10D is the source of this 654-nucleotide messenger RNA. Its product is annotated as similar to bacterioferritin comigratory protein. Gene Ontology annotation, biological process: cell redox homeostasis; cellular response to oxidative stress. Gene Ontology annotation, cellular component: cytoplasm. The coding region runs from base 1 to 654 and encodes 217 amino acids. Lineage: Eukaryota; Rhodophyta; Bangiophyceae; Cyanidiales; Cyanidiaceae. Gene Ontology annotation, molecular function: thioredoxin peroxidase activity. The transcript has 2 exons. The record is from RefSeq and is a predicted model, not a curated record.
AUGUUUAUCAGUUCGACGCCCUGUGUACGAGGCUCUGUGAGGAGUUUGAGUGUGCAUUCACUUUCGAGACAGCUAGGUACCCGGUAUUUCGUGCAAAGCAAGCACCAAUCCCGUGUACGGCUUCGCACUUGCGUUAUCCCCACUGGUCCCGGCUCACUCCAGCGGACGGUGUGGUGUAUGGAGCUCCAGGUGGGAGACGCGGCACCUGAUUUUCAGAUGCCGACUGACCAGGGCGGUCAAGUUUCACUGAAAGACUUUCGGGGGCGUCCAGUGGUACUCUACUUUUAUCCGAAAGCCAAUACACCUGGUUGUACGACACAGGCUUGUGACUUGCGUGACAAUAUCGAGGACCUCAAUAAAGUGGAUGCCGUGGUUAUCGGAGUUUCGCGUGACCCUGUCGCUGACUUAGCCAAGUUUCGGAAAGAUCAUGGCCUCAACUUCUACCUCGCGUCCGAUGCAGACGGAUCCGUCACGGAAGCUUACGGAGUGUGGAAGUUGCGUAAGAUGAUGGGUCGCGAGUUCAUGGGUAUUGAACGCAGUACAUUCAUCAUUCAGGACGGCGUGAUUCGCAAACUGUGGCGCGGCGUGAAGGCCCCAGAGCAUAUCGCGUGGGUAAAGCGCUCGUUAGAAGAAAUGAAAGCAGGUGCGAAGUAG